Molecule: messenger RNA, 615 nt
Organism: Eruca vesicaria subsp. sativa (arugula)
Lineage: Eukaryota; Viridiplantae; Streptophyta; Magnoliopsida; Brassicales; Brassicaceae
Source: the annotation of a GenBank genome assembly
GCCUAUAUAUAACAGCAGCCAGUAACAUGAAGACCUCAAACUUUCUUCAUUAACUCUCAAGAACAAGAAUAAGAACAAGAACAGGUUUACCAAGGUUCUUAUAUAUAGAGCAAACAUAUUAUUCUUGGAAGGCAAGAAACAUGAAUCAACAAGAAGCUGAGAGUACACUUGGACUUGAUCUGAAACUAAAUAUAAUGGAUUCAUCUUUGCCCAGAGAGAGCCCAUCUUCAUCGUUAUGCUCGGAGGAAGCUGAAGGUGGAGGAGGAGAGGCUGUGGUUGUUGGUUGUCCUAAUUGCAUCAUGUACAUCAUCAUGUCUUUGGAGAGUAACCCUAGAUGCCCCCGAUGCAACAGCCAAGUUCUGCUUAAUUUUCUCACAGGAAACUAUAGCAAGAAGAAUAGUAAUUAAGAAAAUGCCACUUAAGCAUGUUCUUUCCUUCUUAUUUUUCUUUUCUUGUUUAAUUGUUGCCACAUAUAUUGAUAGUUCAAAUCAUACGUGAUACGACGCACGGAUGUGUUCAUAAAACAUAAAUAUAUAUAUAUAUAUAUAGUCAUAUACACAUUUGUUUUCCAAAAAUUGUAUUAUUGUGCGAUGAAUAAUUAUUAUUCAUUAUUAC